AUGUCGAACAGAAGUCAGGUAGUGGCUGACCGUCCCGUCGAUGGCGUGACUGAGACUGGACAACAAGAUGCAGUCCGCCGAACCGACCUCGACCCUCAAAGCCGUGAAAACAUCUUCCUCUUCUGGCCAAACAUGAUCGGUUACAUCCGCGUCAUUCUCGCUGUUUGGUCCCUCUACUACAUGCCACUGCACCCACGGCGUUGCAGCAUCUUAUACUCUGUGAGCUGCCUUCUAGAUGCGCUCGAUGGAUAUGCAGCACGCAUCUUCAAUCAGUCGACACGCUUUGGUGCUGUGCUGGACAUGGUAACGGACCGCUGCACGACGUCUUGUCUUCUGGUCUUCUUGGCGAUCGCGCAACCGGCCUAUGCACCCAUCUAUCAAGGCUUGAUUAGCUUGGACUUUGCGAGCCACUAUAUGCAUAUGUAUGCUACGUUGGCGAUGGGUGGUGAGGGUCAGAGUCAUAAGAGUGUCUCGACUAGUAGGAGUCGGAUUAUGAACUUUUACUACAAGAAGUGGGUCCUCUUCACCUGCUGCGCCGGGAACGAGCUCUUCUUCAUAGGUCUAUACCUAUUGUGUUUCUCCUCGUCUACCACGACGUUCUAUUUGCUUUCGAGCAACGGACCACCCAAGCCAGCAAGCUUACCUGCUUCGCCAUUCUCAGCAGCUGCAAUGGAGAUUGCAAGAGCGAACAAGAUCAAUGACACUGUGCCUUGGAUCCUGACUCUGGGAAGUGCACCAAUCAUGGUCUUCAAGCAGUGCAUCAAUGUACUGCAACUAGUGAAGGCGAGUCAGUGGUUGGCGGAAGGAGAUCGUCGACAGCGUAAAGCGGUGGAGAUUGCAAAGACCAGGUGA
Molecule: messenger RNA, 852 nt
Organism: Fulvia fulva
Lineage: Eukaryota; Fungi; Ascomycota; Dothideomycetes; Mycosphaerellales; Mycosphaerellaceae
Product: CDP-diacylglycerol--inositol 3-phosphatidyltransferase
Exons: 3
Coding region: 1-852 (283 amino acids)
Biological process (GO): phosphatidylinositol biosynthetic process
Cellular component (GO): membrane; Golgi apparatus
Molecular function (GO): CDP-diacylglycerol-inositol 3-phosphatidyltransferase activity
Source: RefSeq, a predicted model, not a curated record